This is a messenger RNA of Belonocnema kinseyi, 1167 nucleotides long. RefSeq names its product ubiquitin thioesterase otubain-like. Bases 96 to 890 code for a protein of 264 amino acids. Gene Ontology annotation, molecular function: cysteine-type deubiquitinase activity; ubiquitin binding. The transcript is spliced from 5 exons. Gene Ontology annotation, cellular component: nucleus. Gene Ontology annotation, biological process: protein K48-linked deubiquitination. The record is from RefSeq and is a predicted model, not a curated record. NCBI's taxonomy places the organism in Eukaryota, Metazoa, Arthropoda, Insecta, Hymenoptera, Cynipidae.
GUUGGCUGCUAACCUCUCCGAGAAUUGGGUUUUUGUUUUUCAUUCAGUCGGUCAUUUGACAGUGGCUUCGAAGUUUGUACAAAUUCACUCGAAAUAUGGAAGAAAAACCUCUCAAUGAAAAACCAGCAGAAAAUACAGAAGUGAACCAAGAUGAGCUCAUUCUGCAACAACAGAGGCGUAUCGAAAAAGAGAUAUCAGAAUCGAUAGCACUGGUAGGUGAAAAAGAAUCUUUGAAGGCUUUGGAAAGUGAAUAUGCAGAAGAUCUUGUGUAUCUCUCAAAGGCGAAAGUUUUGGGGGAGAAAUAUUCAUUUUUUCGAAGAACAAGACCAGAUGGAAAUUGUUUCUUUCGGGCAUUCAGUUAUGCGUAUCUUGAAAGGUUGAUCAGUAAUAAGGAGGAGUACGAAAAAUUCCGAGAACUUGCGUUAAAAAGUAAAGACAAUCUUGUAGCUCUAGGAUUUCCGCAAUUUACAGUUGAAGAUUUCCAUGAUACGUUUAUGGAAGUGAUUGAUAAAGUUGGAGGAGGAACGGAAGCGAGUUAUGAUGAAUUGCAUAAACUUUUUAACGAACAAGGUUAUUCGGAUUAUGUUGUUGUCUAUCUUAGGUUAAUAACUUCGGGCCAGUUACAACGAGAAGCUGAAUUUUAUCAACAUUUCAUAGAAGGCCAUCGCACCGUUAAAGAAUUUUGUCAUCAGGAAGUAGAACCAAUGUAUAAAGAAUCGGAUCACAUUCAUAUAAUCGCGAUGAGUACAGCACUUGGUACUGGAGUGCGGGUAAGAUACAUGGAUCGAGGUGCGGGAACGGAGGUCGUAGCCCAUGAUUUUCCAGAAAAUGCUACACCAUCAGUUCAUUUACUUUAUCGGCCAGGCCACUACGAUAUCCUCUACCCCUGAUGAUUCUUGGUUCGCUUAUUAUUCUUUAUCAAUUGCAUCUUCUUUUUUAAUUAUAUGGAAAUACCUCAAUCGUGUUUCAACAUCUUAUACGUAAAUGAAUUUCAGCGAAUAUAGAAAAUUUGGAUUUUUAAAGAAGGAUGUAGAGAUCCCACAGUUUUGCAUUUCUAGCAUAACUUUUCUGCUCGAAAUCCUCGUCUUCUUUUAAAAUCGACUUUUUCUACUGCUCUCCUCUUCUUAUUUUCUCAUUUCUUCAUACAAUAGUGUUUUAUGAAAACUU